This is a messenger RNA of Stylonychia lemnae, 1374 nucleotides long. The record is from the annotation of a GenBank genome assembly. Lineage: Eukaryota; Ciliophora; Spirotrichea; Sporadotrichida; Oxytrichidae.
AUGAGGCCGACUUUAUUGCAAUUCAGAUCUCCCAAGGAAAGAACUCCAGCCUUUUACACCGCUACAGUAAUUCACAAUCGUAAACAAUCAUAGGUCACAACUGAUGGGAAAAAGCUAUUCAAUGAGAUUUUACAAAAAAGAGAGUCCGUUUCGAGAUAAUCUGAGGAGAGAGUCAACAAGCAACUUGCAAACAGCUCCCAAGAAUAAAAGAGGCCCACUACUACGACUCUAUAAAAUAGUUAAACGUCCUUACUUAACAAUCCUAAGAGCAACAUAAUGUUAAGCCCAGGAUCAUAUAGCUCACAUGUUAGUUUCGGGAAACUUGCAAAAGAACCAUGCAAUGCUAUUUACAAAAAGCAUAAUUAAGGUGCUUAGGGCGAAGGAAACUUAGUAUAUAUCGGCCAGAAUAUUAUUAUCGAUAAAGAAAUGAUAAGGAGAUUCCCAGGAGGUUCAAACUUCCAUCCCUAAAAAGAUAUUGGCUUUUAAUUGCCGAAGACUUUGAGAGAUAGUGAUUACCAAUCUACUUCGUAUUAGAAAAUAGUCCCUUCUUAGGAUGGAAUGGAUAUUAACAAACAAUCAAUUAGAAUUCCCUCAAGAAAUAAUAGACUAGAAGCUAGAAGAAACUAAGAGAAAAUCCCCAAGCUGAAUGAAUAUUCCAGAUAUAGAAAAAGAAUAAUCCCAAGAAAAGAUAUUCCAAUCAAGACCCCUAAGAAUUAAUAGACCGAUGACAGCUUUACCAAAAUCUAGCAUAUUGAAGAGGAGGAAUUAGCACAUAGAGAUAGCUAUUAAAGAACUUAAACUACUUAAGAGACUCCGAUUGUAGAAGUAGAACCUCAUAUUUUUACUAAAACUUACGAUAAUAGCAAAGUCAAGGCAUUUAAGAAGGCUUCAUUCGGAAACAGAAAUGCAAAUCAUUUGUACCAAGCCUCAACAAAGUUUUAACCUUCUUAAACCUAGUAUACUCACACAGGAUAUAUUAAUAAUACUCCAUUCCAAACAGGAGAAGAAUUUUACUCUCAAAGGAAAAGUGAAUUUAAAACUAUAUCAUAUCCUACCUCCGCAACUCCAUAUAGAUUUAAGAGGAAUUUAUAAUAGAGAGUUGAUGAUGAUUACUUUAAUCAAGUCGUUAGAAGGUAUAUGAGUUCAAUGCAGCAAAGUAAUAAUAAUAACGGCAAGAAAAAGAAAAACAGAAAAAGAAAGUCAAGAGCAAGAAGCUAACAGUAAAUGAGAGUACAGAACAAUUAGAAUGAAUUUGAGAGAGAUGAGGACAAAAAUGAAGAUGAUUUAAUUGAUAUGCAAGUUAAUAGGCUACUCAAGACAUUCGAUAAAAUAGAAGGUAAUAAGAAAACUCAAAUAAUAAGUAAUGAGAUAUGA